AUGACGGAAUACGAUGAUCGCGGCUGUGCGUCAAAUAUGUAUUUGCCGAACUGCACUUAUUACGUUUCGACGCCCGAUUUUACAUCAGUCUCCUCCUUUUUGCCGCAGACGACAUCGUGUCAGAUCAAUUUCCCCUAUUCUCCAAACAUAACGCAACCUGUCCGAGAAGUCGCUUUCAGGGACUAUGGACUGGACCAUCCCAGCAAAUGGCACUACAGGGGCAAUUACGCGUCCUUAUACUCAACGGAGGACAUCAUGCACCGGGACUUGAUCCAGUCCUCUAGCAGCAGGGCGGAGAUGAUCUUGAAAAACGAAUCCUUGUACGGGCACCACCACCACCACGGAGGGACGAGCUCCCCGUGCGGUUUCUUCACCGGUGUCGGCCGAAACGGAGUUCUCCCCCAGGGCUUCGACCAGUUCUUUGACACUCCCAACUCGGACAAACCCGACGCGGAGCCCGCCAAACAAAAGACUGCUCUCCCCGGAGAUGCUGUGAGUAACAAUCAGGUUUUAACCAAACUAGACGAGCACAAAGCGGAUCCGAGUGGGAGCACCGAGGAGGAUCCAUCCACCAACAGCCGAGAGAGUGAGUGUUUCCCCCGGUGGACGGGUGACAAAAGAACUGGUUCGUCCAUGCGCUCCAGGAAGAAGAGGUGUCCUUAUUCCAAAUACCAGAUCCGAGAACUUGAACGAGAGUUUUUCUUCAAUGUGUACAUUAACAAAGAGAAGCGACUCCAGCUGUCCAGGAUGUUAAACCUGUCAGAUCGGCAGGUGAAAAUUUGGUUUCAGAACAGAAGAAUGAAAGAGAAAAAACUCAACCGCGACCGGCUGCAGUAUUUCACAGGGAAUCCCUUAUUCUGA
Molecule: messenger RNA, 861 nt
Organism: Thalassophryne amazonica
Lineage: Eukaryota; Metazoa; Chordata; Actinopteri; Batrachoidiformes; Batrachoididae
Gene: hoxd11a
Product: homeobox D11a
Exons: 2
Coding region: 1-861 (286 amino acids)
Biological process (GO): anatomical structure development; regulation of transcription by RNA polymerase II
Cellular component (GO): nucleus
Molecular function (GO): DNA-binding transcription factor activity, RNA polymerase II-specific; RNA polymerase II cis-regulatory region sequence-specific DNA binding
Source: RefSeq, a predicted model, not a curated record